AUGCUGUCCGUCCUGGUCCCGCCGGCCGCGGGCGGCUUCCCCUCGGCCCUGCCGCUGCGCCAGGACUCCUCGGGCUCCUCCGGCUCUUACCACACCGCGCCGGGCUCGCCCGAGCCCCAGGGACCGCGCCCCGUCCUGGACGGGGCGGACGACGACGGGGGCGGCGGAGUUCCUGGGCGGGGGCAGCCGGCCAAGUCCGCGGGCCAGAACGCCAGGGUCCCCGGCCGGGGGGCGGGUCCAGCCGCGAGCGGGGGCUCGCAGCUUCGCCUGUCCAUCAGCGCCCAGAAUAGCCGCCAGGAGCCUGGAUCCGGUUUCCCCAGGAGGCCGGGACAGCGGCCGAGCCCUUUCCAGCUCCGCACCCUGCCGUCGGGGGAGAUGGAGGUGAUCUUCACAACCGGGCCCCUACGCGGGACUCCCGUUCGGUCCCCCAGCGACUCGGACGAGGCGGACAGCGAGGUGCAGCAGCUCACCGCGCUCAGCCCGCACGAUCGGUGCCGCCCUCAAGGCCCUUACCUCGACGUGCACAGCCCCAGCGCGCAGGGCUCCUCCAGCCCGUCCCCGGCAGUCUCUGACAGCAGCAACCAAGCGGACCGCUGGGCCACCUACCUGGACCUGCGUCAGGAGGCUGGGUCUUCGGCCUCGAGGCCGCCAGAACCCCCGGCCACGUCCGGGCGAACGCAGUUCGAGUGCGUGGAGGUGGCACUUGAAGACCGGGCAUCCCAGACCAAGCAGCGAACCGUCCCCAAGAGGCAGAUCGAGCUGAGGCUGAAGCCUAGCCCUCCGCAGUCGGAUUCAGCCAGGGCGAACGGGGGACCCAGGCGCAAGCUGCUCCUGCGAACGGGCUCCCUGGACGAGUCUCUGACCCGCCUGCAGGCCGCCUCCAACCUCGUGCAGACGGCGCUGGCCAGGAAGCUGCAGACCGAGCGGACCCUGAGCCCAGAGCGGUCGAGCCCAGGGGGCGGAGCUCAGCCCCCCCGAACCCCGCCAGGGCCGCAGCUCCGCUCCCACUGCGAUCCCUGGAAGCCUUGGCCUGAGGCCCGGGAGAGAGAGGCCCCAGCUAGACGUGCUGCACAAAGCCCUCGAAGAGACUCAGAGGAACCCAAGCCCAGAGGGAAGCCCCAGGCCGGGCUUCCCCCCAGAGAGCCGGCGAAGGAGGCACCCCUGCCCGCCGUCAAGCCUGCGGGACUGCGAGGUGCAGACGGGGCAGUCUCCAUCAGAGUCCAGAGGCCCUGGCCCAGUCUGCGAGAGCGAGCUAUUCGUCGGGACAAACCAGCCCCCGGAACGGAACCGCUAGGUCCUGUGAGCUCCAGCAUCUUCUUGCUGUCGGGGGAGAAGUCCCAGGAAGCUCCUGAGUCUCGGCCCCUCAAAGAACGGGGCCAGCAGCCGAAAUCUCUGUCUCCGAGGAGGACGCCAGAGGAUCGGGUGAGCCGGGAGACUUGGGAUCCCACUGUUGAGGCGUCGCCGAUUCCGUCUAUGCAGGAGGCUCCGUCUACGCGGUCAGCUCGGGAUCUGACUGUGCAGGAACCUCAGAUCUCACCUCCAGCCCCAGAUACUUGCGAGCCCAGGGACGCCCCCGCUCCCUCCGGCAGAUCCCGAGUGACAAUUCCGCGGCCCCGGGACGUCCGGAAACUAGUGAAGAACACCUACUCGCUGACCUUCGCAGCCGCCGCCAGCUCCCGCCCGGGGCUGCCCAAGGGCCCCAGCGAGGAGGGCGAGGCCCCGCCCGGAGCCCCGGAGCCCCCUGCCCCUGUUCACUACACUUCUACCUUCCAGAAGAACUUCCUGCCCGUAGUGCCCCACCCCUACGAGGUCCCGGAGCCGCCGGCCCCUGGGGACCCUGCUGUCCCGAGCCCCAACGGGGCGCCUCAGGGCCCCCAGCCGAAGGGCUGCGAAGAGGGAGACCCCACCCCGCGGAGGAAAGCGGAGAACAACACGGCCAAGCCCUUUGCUCGCAGCGAGAUCCGCCUCCCGGGAGCCUUGGCUUUGUCCAGGAAGCCAGGGGUCAGGGCCCAGCCUGAGUCCAGCGCAGAGAUCAGCCGGGUUUCCCCGGGGUACAGUCCUCAGGCCCAGCGCCUCCUUCCUGAAGGAGAGGUCCAGGCCAAUUCCCCAGGGGUUACCCUGGGGCCUCCCCCCAUUCCCAAAGAACCAAGAGAGAGGCCAGAGGUGGAGACCCACUGUCCACCUCAAUGGCCAGGGGCUGGGCAGACACCUAGCACAUUGACAGGCCCUCCACCUCCAAACCUCAAGGGCUCUCUCAACCUGGGGUCCCCACACUCCGACCAGGCCAGUUCCCUGGCCCUACAGGCCCAGAGCCCAGAGCCCAGAGCCAAACCCCAACCAGGCCUUGCUGGGACUCAUCUCUCAGGGAACCAGAUUACAGCCAAACCUGCUUCCCUGUCCCAGCCCAGGGCAGCUUCAGCACCUCCUAUGGCCCAGGUCCUUGACAGCUCUUCCCGAGGCCAGGGUAGGGGACUUCGGAACUCUGGAACCACCCCAUCAGGGAAGGUUCUGGUAGAUCCAGAGAGCGGUCGCUACUAUUAUGUGGAGGCACCCAAAUCUCCUAGGGUAAAGUUGCUCUUUGACCCAGAGAGUGGGCAGUACCUAGAAGUUCUUGUUCCCCCCUCCCCAGCAGGGGCACCCCUCCAGUUCUGCCCUUCCUUGGCACUAGGGCACAGCCUCUAUCCUUCUCCCUAUGGGUCCUAUCAUGGGCUCUCACUACCUCCCUCUCCUGGACCCUUGCCUCUUGGUCCUCCUGACCUACUGGCCCCAAGAACCAAACUCCCCUGGGCUCCUGAGGGUGGCAUUAUGGAUGGGCUCUAUUAUCUGCCCACAGGCAGUUCCCCUAGCCCAUUACCCAGUAUUCCUCUACUUCUCUAUUCUGGGCCUCCCAAUUCUGGGCCUUCUACCACUUCCUAAGGCUCACCAUUUUGAGUGUGAAGACCCCCCCCAGGCCCUGCCCACACCCCAUUUCCUCCAUAGGCUCUUCUAAAAGGGGCUAUUAUUCCAGCAGAGCCUUUGAACCCAACCUAGCCCUAAACCACCCCCCUCAGUUCCUUUAGUCUGGCACCUUUCUGGCACACAUCCUACCCCCAGUGACUUGCUUUGCUUUGCUUUUUUUUGAUUCCAUUUUCCCACAUCUACAUCCAUAUCCACCACCACUACUUCUCCCCACCACACCCCUUUGCCCCAAGCUACUCAGACCCUAAAUCCCAUACUGUUGUGGUUCUGCCUCCAACCCCACUCCUCAGGGUACUGCUGAAGAUGGAAGGGGGAACUCAGAGAGGAUUUGUCAUCCCUUCUUCCCAAUCUAUUCGGUUUGUUCCUGUGCCCUGGGGAAGUGGAGAUGUUGAUGACAGUUAUAUGAUUGUGUGUCUGACAUAUGCCCUGUCACCAGUGAAGCCCAAGAAAGUGGGUGGGGGAAGGUAUGAGCCAGCAAGAGGUGUGAAUGAGGUUUGGGAGUUAUGCUGACCCCUGAACUCAAGAUAUAGGUCCCUCCUUGGAGUCAGAAAGAAAAGAAGCUAUUGCGGGGAGCAUUUGGGGCAAAAUUUGUGCCAAUUUUGAAGAGGUCUAGGAAAGAGAUGGGAGACAUUAAGUUGGAUCUGGCUGUCUUCCAGGAGACUGUGUGGAGUGCUGGUUAGUGCUAGAGAGCUCUGAAUCUUGUUUCAAGACAGGGAUGGAUGUUAAGAAGAGAGGCUGAGUAUGGGUCUAAUAUAGCCCCUCCAUGGCAGGGGGCUGAGUAGAGAUUCAGCAAAUCAAUCAGGCAACAAGCGUUUAUUAAGCACCUACUAUGUCACUGGUACCAAGAAUGAAAUAAUCCCUAUAAAUUAAGAGAGGGGGACUGGGGAUCGGGAGGGAUCAUUCAGGGAGUCCAUGGUGACCAGCUUGAAGCUGGGAGGUUACAGCCAAGAUAACAGCAGCUGACUCCUCCAAUAUGACUCUCCUCUACCCAUGAAAAAACAACACAACACCCUAGCUUAGAUUCUUUUCUCCUUUAGAAAUGAUUGAACUGGGGCAGCUAGGUGGUGUGGUGAGAAGAGCAUUGGUCCUGGAGUCAGGAGGAUCUGAGUUCAAAUCCAGACACUUGACACACUUACUAGCUGUGUGACCUUGGGCAAGUCACUUAAGCCCAAUUGUCCUGCCUUUCCCCCUCCAAAAAAAAAGAAAUGACUGAACUUUUAGGAGUUUUUCAUUUUUCAGUUAGGAGGGAAUUUCAGUGAUCAUUUAGUCCGGUGCUCUCCUCUUCAUGUGAGGAAACUGAGUUCCUCAUAUGGACAAGUCACUUACCUAGAGUCCUUAAGCAAGUCCAGAGCCAGGGCUAGAAUUCCAGGAUCUUGCCUUUUCAGCCAUAAAAGUUAUGAGACAGAAGUGAAUGAGCAUCACUUCGCAAAGGUCUCCCAAGGCUGGACCAGUGAAGUGUUGCAAGGGGGUGGGAUGCAUGUGAUGACCUGUUCUCCGGGUCUCUUUCAGAGGGUCUCCAGUGCUGUGCCAGGGACCUGUAGAGGCCAGUUGUUUCUCCAGGUUGAACUGGGAGUGGUGAUUGGGAACUGGGAUGAGGGGCCAGGUCGUUGGGCAUUUUAAAAAGUAUCUCCUCUCGACUCCAGAUCUGUGCCCUCCAAUGAGGAGAGUAACCCCAAGUGAACCCAAGGAACAUUGAAGAGGGAGGUGGAAGUGGGGUCUGGAGUAUAGAUGUGAACAAAGCUCCUGGACUGGCCAUGUGAUGGGCCAUGGGAAUAGGGGAGUGUAGUUUGUGUGUGUGUGUGUGCGCGCACGUGCGUGUGUUUUGGGGGUGUUGAUGCAGCAUCUGUGGGUUGUUGAUUAAAAUGCUCGUACGCCUACUGCUUUUCCUGGUAAGACGUGUCUUUAGAGAGAGGGGAAUCCCCUCCCCUGAAACAGCUGGCUGCUGCCUUCUUUUGUUGCAAAAUUAAGGGUGAAGGAGGCCUGAUAUUUUCCCCCAGACUCCCAGGCCCCUACCCAGGGAGAGAAGCCCCUUGGGGAGAGUUGUUAGGAGAGGAUGACCCAAAUUAGCCACCAGGGGUUCCUAGAUCAGGCAAUUUUUGCAUUUGUUUCAUGUGUAUAAAAUAAAGUGUCCACCAAAGGAACUGUGGUCAGUAAACCAAAA
Trichosurus vulpecula (common brushtail) is the source of this 5119-nucleotide messenger RNA. It is a transcript of the gene PROB1, whose product is annotated as proline rich basic protein 1. Gene Ontology annotation, cellular component: nucleoplasm. The transcript has a single exon. The record is from RefSeq and is a predicted model, not a curated record. NCBI's taxonomy places the organism in Eukaryota, Metazoa, Chordata, Mammalia, Diprotodontia, Phalangeridae. Bases 1 to 2916 code for a protein of 971 amino acids.